CUAAUAUCUGAUCCAAAUUUCCUCUCUGUUGGUGUGGAGCCAUCGUGCACGGAGCUCCUACUGUGGUGCAGCACGUACUGGCCCAAUUCAGAGCCUCUGCAAUAUGGAACCAGUGCUGUCAGACUGUUAACUGGGCUGGUACCAGAGGCUUCACCUUAUUAAAUACUAAUGCCAGGUCUAAAACUCCUCAGAGUAACUGUAAAUUCCAGUGUAAGGACUGUGGCUCCCUAUUAGCUGGCUCGAUUUAUGGUGAAAUUGAGAUGGGCUGGGCAGGGCAGGUCCUGCAGGUUCGGCACUGGCAUCCCAAAGCUGGGAUCCAAACCCCUUGAGGGUUUUCUGGUCCGUGCACUGGCCCUGGGGUGAGUCUGGAGUGCAGGAGGGUGUUGGCUGUGGCCAGCUGUGCCUCUUUGGGGCUGUUCAAGCUGCACAUCAUCCUCAUGUCAUUGGAGCAUUGAGCUCGUCCUGAGCCAUGUGGGAAUGGCUGAACCAGGAGCAGCUGGUGGUGGGAAUGUUUAAGUGGAAAAUGAUGUGCUAAUACUGUUGCUGUGGGGUUGGGAGUGCUGUGUGUCCCGUGCAGCACUGCCAGGUUUUGCAGAGCUCCAUAAGCUGCCAGCUGGAGCCUUUGGAAUCUGAGCUCUGUUAUCUCUGCCAAAAGCUCUUUACUUGAUGGGGGUCUGUUUGUUGGAUGUUUACACCCUCAUUUUCCUAAAAUAAGCCUGUACCUGUCUCAUUCAAAUGUUGCUGGGAGGUCUCUGCACAGGAGCAAACCGCGCUGUGACUUGUCACCUUGAGAGUCCGGAUCCCUCAGGGAUCCCUCAGGAAAGCCUUCCAUGCCUAACUGGGAGAUUUCUACUCUCCUGAGACAUUUUUUCUGUUUAAAACUUAAAACUCUUAAGUCUUUUAUGGUUACACUAUCGAGGUCUGCACUAGUGUGGGUGUAAUCAGGGUGAACACACGCCUCUCACGGAGCAGGUGCGUGUUGAAUCUGCCUUAAGGCUGCCCUGAUCCGUAGGGAAAUUGGCUUUGAUGUCCUGAAGUGGUUUCUCCACCGUGAGUGGCUGCAUGUGAAACAGAACGUUGGGACCUGCUCAGGUCCAGAGGGUUUCUCCCAAGUAUCUCUUGGGAGAGAAACUGGAGAAAAAAGUGUAAAGAAUUUGGGACCUGCAUUUUCUUGGCUUCUGACCUUGCUUAGCCAAGUUCUUUGUGGAAGGAGAGCAGCACCAGUGCUCCCAGUGCUCUGCCCCAUGCUGGGGAGCGUCCAAACCCCUGUUUUUGGGAAUACUCCAUGUACCUGGUGUCUGAGCCACAGCAUCAGCCGUAGCUGUACGUUGCAGGAAUGUGUUUGUGGUUUGGGAAUGUUGGUGCUGGAGGUGUGAGGGUGAUGCAGGGUGGAUUUACACAGGAACAUGCCGAGUUCCUUGGCAGAGUGUGCGUGGUGUCUGGGGAGGCGUUUUUGCCCUGUCCAGAAAUAGUUCUGUGUGUUUUUCCCAGGUGGAAAAGCAGGGACAGGUGGAAUCUUCCUGAGGGGAGCAGUUAAAAUUUUCUCCUAAAGGGGACUCUACCUUCCAAAAAACUCUAUUUGAUUGGUUUUCCCCUUUAUGGUCUGAGUAUCAGAUGAGGAGCAGCAAGGAUCAAGCUCUUCCCUGUAGAAACUCUGCUAUCCUUGGAGGACAGGUUUGUUCUUUUGUCACAGCUCUUGCAAAAUCUCUGGAAUUAUCCAGAUUUUUCUUCCCUUUCCUUACAGACUAAUUCCCACAGUUAAUUGCUUGCAUGGAUUAUUCCACGCUGCAGCUCUGCACUGACUUGUGGUGCCCAGGUGAUGCCGGGAUUUGCCCUGGAGCCUGGCAGUGCCAUGCUCAGCUCCAGGGCUGCAAUCCUUGUGUCCCAGGAGCCUUUUCCGUGCUCAAAGCAUUGAAGAUAUCAGGGUGGUUCAAAGUGCUGACUUAGGAUGCCCUGAAGUGAUUCAGUUUUCAUCACCCAUAAAUACUCGUUUUCCUCUCUGAUGUUCUCCUUUGCGUUGGUGACAGGACUGAGUCCUAUUCCCAUCUGCUUGUUUGGUCUAAACUUCCCAAAAAUACGUCAAGGAGAAGCAUGAAAGAGGAACUUGAAGGUGCCUGGCUGCUUGAGAUGUAAAACUGGCUGUUCAGAGUUCCGUAGUGUUGAGUUCCCAUUUCUUUGGGGCUGUUACAUCCUGACUGUAUCCCGCAGAAUUCCCUCCAGCUGCCGCUCUGGUGGGUGCCCAUGCUGGAGGCUCAUGAGUGGGUGCAGCAGGGUGGGGACACUUUGGGGCUCCACCUCUGCUCCGUGGGGGUGGGCAGGGUGAGGGGAACUGAUCCCUGAGCAGGAGGAAGAGCAGGAUCACAUUCCCAAGGUGUUUUUUGUUGUUCCCAGUGCGUGGUAAUUCAUGAUCGGCAGGUUUAGCUCCGGCUGCUCCAGGCAUGUCUGUGGGUUUCUGGCUGUCUUCCUUUAACGGAGGCAAUUUAAAAUACACCAGCAAAGGUUGGAACACAACAGGAGGAAGUGCUGGCUGCGUUUACUGGGUUGUUUUCACCUCUGCUGGUCUCAGUUAUCAGUGAUCCGAGCCCUCACCCCCGGCUCUGUCCAUCCUGCUUACAGCACAGCAGUUCUUUCUGUGUUCCCAACUGGAAUUUUCCUGCUGGAGCGCUGGUCUGAGAAAUGCCUAAAAAGCUCAAGCUGUUAAAAGCCAAAAGUUGUGCUCUAUAACCUCUAGACAUGAUGAAUUCCAGAGGAAUUCCAGACUGGAGCUUCCCCAUAGCCCCUGUGCUGACAUCAAACCUUUAAGCAAACUGUUCGGAAUAUUGAGACCAUUCUGGAGCUCAAUGAUAGGAUGAAAUCACUCAGGGGCUUCGUCAUCCUGUGCAGGGAGCUGCUUUCACUUUCAAACCUGGGCUGCCUGGCCAGGAAGGAAAACGUCCGGUGGGAUUUUUAGUGUCGUGCACUCCCUGUGGAUCUGGGGGAUCGCUGCUCUUCCAUAGUGCUGCUCCAAGAAAACGUGGCUGAAGUGGUUGAAGUUGGGAACGGGCUCUGUGUGCUGGGCUUUCCUCUCCCAACCCUCUCCCAACACGAGUGCUGGGACCGGGAGCCUCAUCUCCGGGGAUUUGCCCUAACAGCGGAAGCUGCCGCUUGGUCGGAGUGUGUUUGCCCAGGACAUGGUGCAGGGUGAAGAGCACAGAUAAAGACGCUCCCAGCACUCACUCCACAGCCUGUCCCACCCUCCUCCUGAGGACUCCAUGAGGCAGGACACGGGCUGAUGCCCUCAGCUCACCCCACCAUGGAUGGGGGGAACAGCUUCCCACAGCACCAGCAGCCGGGCGAUGCCAUCCACGGCAUCCCCGGCCUCCGCUCCCAGCUCGCCGUGUCAGACAUUGAGAAUUCCAUGCUGGCCGCCGACUCAUGGAGUAGCUGCUACUCAGUCUCCUUCCCAACCUCGUCCUUCCCAAGUGAAAACCAGCAAUAUUUUAACCCCCCUCAGGAUUUUUAUAUGGAUUCCAUCAGCAGACCACAUUUCUUGGAUACAAACUAUGCAACUGUGGACCCCACUGACUUCUUACCAAGAAAUGGGGACUUUCCUCAGGAUUCUUCAUACCUCGAUGAGCUCUCCAACAACAACUCCCUCUUCUCGUCCCCUGCGGAUUCCCUCUCGGACAUCGCGGAUCCCAAGGAUUUCCUGCCCGCCGACAGCCUGAACCACGUGCCAACACUAUGGGAUGUGAACACGCCACAGCAGAACCAGAUCGAGCUGUUUUCAUCCAGCACGCCGUUCCCUGGCCUGAACAGCUCCAGUGACCACGUUCCUGCUGUCCCCAACACCCCUCUCCUCAUCAGCUACCAGUCUCAGGCUCCUGCAGAGGAGGAAGAUGAAGGUGAGGAGGAAGAAACGGAAGAGUUGGGGCAGACAGAGACCUAUGCUGAAUAUAUCCCUUCAAAGUCCAAGAUUGGGAAGCACCAUCCUGACCUGGUGGUUGAGACGAGCACCCUGUCCAGCGUCCCUCCACCUGACAUCACCUAUGAGCUUUCCCUUCCCCACUCCGUGGCUGACAAAGGCUCCCUGUCUGCACUACAGCUGGAAGCCAUCAUCUACGCCUGCCAGCAACAUGAAGUUUUAUUGCCCAAUGGGCAGCGAGCUGGGUUCCUGAUCGGGGAUGGUGCUGGAGUUGGGAAGGGCAGGACUGUUGCAGGCAUCAUCUUUGAAAAUUAUCUCAAAGGGAGGAAAAAAGCUCUGUGGUUCAGCGUCUCCAACGAUCUCAAGUACGAUGCCGAGAGAGACCUGAAGGACAUCGAGGCCUCCCACAUUCCUGUGCAUGCUCUGAACAAGAUUAAAUACGGUGACACAGCUACCUCAGAAGGAGUCCUCUUUGCCACCUACUCGGCGCUGAUCGGUGAAAGCCAGGCUGGGGGACAGCACAGGACGCGCUUAAAACAGAUUUUGGAGUGGUGCAGGGAAAACUUUGAGGGAGUUAUUGUAUUUGAUGAAUGCCACAAAGCCAAAAACGCCAGCUCUACCAAAAUGGGCAAAGCAGUGCUGGAUCUGCAGAACAAGCUGCCUCGAGCAAGGGUUGUCUACGCCAGUGCCACAGGUGCCUCAGAGCCAAAAAACAUGAUUUACAUGAGCCGCCUGGGGAUCUGGGGAGAGGGGACCCCAUUCCGAGCCUUCGAUGAGUUCCUGCACGCCAUUGAGAAGAGGGGAGUCGGCGCCAUGGAGAUCGUGGCCAUGGACAUGAAGGUCAGUGGGAUGUACAUUGCUCGGCAGCUCAGCUUCACUGGGGUGACCUUCAGGAUUGAGGAGAUCCCUCUGGACGAGCAGUACAAGGCUGUCUACGACAAGGCAGCCAAGCUGUGGGCAGAGGCCUUGAUGGUGUUCCAGCAGGCAGCUGACUGCAUCGGGCUGGAGUCUCGGAAGUCGCUGUGGGGUCAGUUCUGGUCGGCUCACCAGCGCUUCUUCAAGUACCUCUGCAUCGCUGCCAAGGUGCGGCGGCUCGUGGAGCUGGCCCAGGAGGAGCUGGCCAGGGACAAGUGCAUUGUCAUUGGCCUGCAGUCCACGGGGGAGGCUCGCACCAGGGAGGUUCUGGAUGAGAACGAUGGGCACCUCAACUGCUUUGUCUCUGCUGCAGAAGGCGUCUUUCUAUCACUAAUUCAGAAGCACUUUCCUUCAACCAAAAGAAAGAGAGAAAAAGGAACUGGCAUUAAAAGAAAACGGCGGCCGAGGGGCCGCUGCCCCAAGGCUCUGCGGGGCCCGUGUGACCCAGGGGUCGUCAUCAAGAUCAGCGAUGACAGCAGCACUGACUCGGACAUGGGGCUGGACAGCGACCUCACCUCCUCCCCAGAGUCCCUGCUGGAGACAGACGAUGUCAUCUUCGUGGAUCACACCUUCGGCGGCUGCACUGGCGAGGACAGGGGUAGUUUCCACAUGCUGCCUUCCCAGAAAGAGCUGCACGGCCUGAGAGAGCUGAAGGUCGAAAAGAUGAAACAGGACCUCCUAGUAAAAGUGAAAGCACUGGGCAAAGAGCUACCUCUCAACACCUUGGAUGAACUGAUUGAUUAUUUUGGGGGCCCGGAGAACGUGGCUGAGAUGACGGGCAGGAAGGGACGCGUGGUCCGCAGGCCCGACGGCUCCGUCGUGUUCGAGUCCCGCGCCGAGCAGGGGCUCUCCAUAGACCAUGUCAACCUGAAGGAGAAGGAGCGUUUCAUGCAGGGGGAAAAGCUCGUAGCAAUAAUCUCAGAGGCCUCCAGCUCAGGGAUCUCCCUCCAAGCAGACAGACGGGUGAAGAACCAGAAGCGCCGGGUGCACAUGACCCUGGAGCUGCCCUGGAGCGCAGACCGGGCCAUCCAGCAGUUCGGCCGAACACACCGAUCCAACCAGGUCUCUGCCCCCGAGUACGUGUUCCUCAUCUCAGAGCUGGCAGGGGAGAGGAGGUUUGCAUCCAUCGUGGCAAAACGCCUGGAGAGCCUGGGUGCCUUAACUCAUGGAGACCGACGGGCCACUGAGUCCCGGGACCUCAGCAAGUACAACUUCGAGAACAAGUACGGGGCCAAAGCCCUGGACAGGGUCCUGUCCACGAUCCUCAGGCACACGGAGAACAGGGUUCCUGUGCCCAGGAGCUACGAGAGAGGGGAGGACACCUUCUUCCGUGAAAUGAAGCAAGGGCUCAUCUCCGUGGGCAUCUGCUGCAGCCAGAUGAAGUAUGGCACUGUCUCUGUGGAGAAGGACUGCUCCAUCACCAAAUUCCUGAACCGCAUCCUGGGCCUGGAGGUGGACAAGCAGAACAUGCUCUUCCAGUAUUUCUCUGACACCUUUGACUACCUGAUUGAGAAAGACAAGAAGGAGGGCAAAUACGACAUGGGCAUCCUUGAUUUAGCCCCAGGAGUGGAUGAGAUCUACGAGGAGAGCAAGGAGGUUUUCCUGACCCCUGGGCACCCACAGGAUGGGCAGGUCGUGUUCUACAAGAUCAGCGUUGACAGAGGCUUGAAGUGGGAGGAAGCCUAUGAGAAGUCGCUCAAACUGACAGGAACCUUUGAUGGGUUCUACCUCUCUUACAAGGUGCGAGGCAGCAAAUACACCUGUCUGCUGGCAGAGCAGUGCCGUGGGAAGAACUUCAUCCUCUACAAGCCAAAUAUUGGGAAGCAAAGCCAGCCUGAGAGCCUGGACAGUCUGCAGAAGAAAUACCGGCAGGUGCUGCCCGAGGAAGCCAAGGAGCACUGGGAGAGCAGCUACCACUUCUCCUUGAAGAACUGUAACCACGCUGUGUGGAACAAGAGCUGCAAGCUGAUCCAGGAGGGGAAGGAAUGCUUCCAGGGCAUGCGCCUGAGGCACUACUACAUGCUGUGUGGGGCCCUGCUGCGAGUGUGGAGCAGGAUCGCCGGCAUCAUGGCAGACAUCACCAACAGCAGCUACCUGCAGAUCGUGCGCCUCAAGACCAAGGAGAAGAAGAAACAAGUUGGGAUAAAGAUCCCCGAGAGCUGCGUCCACAGGGUGAGGGAGGAGCUGAAGCAGAUGGAUGAGGAUGUGAAGAGGAAGCACAGCCGGCUGCACCAGGCCCAGGAGCAGAGCUCACCCUUCUCCUUGCCACUGCACAUCCUGCCAGGACCUGGGCUGCCCCUGCCCUCCCUAUGCCAGGACGAGAUCCUGGACUUGACCUACAGCCCUCCCAGCAACAGCAUUCCUGACGUGUUGAACCCCGAGACCAGAGCACUCUGCUUCUCCUCAGAGCCCUCCCUGCAGCCCCAGCAGCAGCACAGAUUGUCCUUUGGCUUUGGCCACGCUCCUGGCCUGGAGGGCAGCACAGCCCCUGGCCCCUCGCUGCAUGAGCCCCCUGCCCUGCCUCCCCCGGCCCCCCUGCAGCAGCCACAAGAGGAUUUUCUCCAGCAAAGUGGGAAUAUCAAUUAUAGAGAGGUCCUGGAGGAAAUGCUGAGGACGAUCGGUCCCUCCCAGGAGAACCUGCUCCCCCCAGAACGCCAGAGUGUGAUCCAGUUCAGUGGGCCUUUCCCAGACUUCUGAAUGCCAGCUGGGAAUGCUGCUGUGGAUCCACGUCCUCUGGUGCAGAGGUGAGAGUUAAGGAGCUCUGACGUUUCUACUGGUUUCGACUGACUCUGCUCUAGUUUUGAGGGAAGAAAAAGCCUGGAUUUCCUUUAAAGGGAAUUUUAUUUAUAUAUAAUUUUCAGUCAGGCAUGUACAGGUUUGUAUGGAACGUGCCCAGGGGAAGCUGAGCAGGUCCCACUGGGCCGAAGGGCUCUGCUGGGUCAGGUCCUGCUCACAGGUCAGUGCCCGAGUGGGAUUGAAGGGAGACCCCUCCUCUGCCCACCCCCUGCAGACUACUGAGUGUCCGAGCCUUCCCCAGCCCUCCAGCCCAGCAGGGCCAUGGCCAGGCUCUGGAAUGAUCCACUGACCACGUGCUGGUCACUUAGGGAAGGGUGGGAGCCCAGCCCCCAGCUGGGGCUGCCCCAGCACUGCUGCAGACCCUGAG
Messenger RNA from Sturnus vulgaris (Common starling), 7982 nucleotides. Lineage: Eukaryota; Metazoa; Chordata; Aves; Passeriformes; Sturnidae. The record is from RefSeq and is a predicted model, not a curated record.